Macrobrachium nipponense is the source of this 759-nucleotide messenger RNA. RefSeq names its product golgin subfamily A member 6-like protein 7. Lineage: Eukaryota; Metazoa; Arthropoda; Malacostraca; Decapoda; Palaemonidae. The transcript has a single exon. The coding region runs from base 1 to 759 and encodes 252 amino acids. The record is from RefSeq and is a predicted model, not a curated record.
AUGACUCAUGAAGUAUUGCAGCAGCAGGCCUGGCACAACAGGGCUCACUCGCUCGAAGCUGAAAUGCUGUCCCUGAAAAACGAGAACGAUCAAGAGAAGAGGGAGAAAAAGCAGCUGGAAAACAAGAUCCUCAAGAUCACAGAAGAAAAUCAGCAGCUAAAGGACAACGCACAGGAAAGUGGGCAGAAAAACGAUGCACUGUGUGAGAAAAUAAAAGAUCUGACUGCGGUGUUGGUGAAGGCAAACUAUCAGCUUCAGAGGCACGAGGAACUCCUACGACAGAAGGAGAAAGACCUUCAGCUCAAGACCGAAGAAGCGGCGCAGAUGGCGAGUCUCAUCCAGGAACAAAACGACGCUGCCGAAAAGCGUGAAUCCGACAGGAAAGACCUCGAGCUCAGGUUCCAGCACCUGCAGAAGGAAGUGGAAGACCUCUCGAAGGAAAAGUUUCGACUCCAGUGUGAACUUCAAGCUGCAAAACUCAAGAUGAAAGAGCUCACAUCCCUGCUAGAGGAACGAGAUCGUCGUUUCGAGUCGCUGGAGAGGAAGACCGGUGCCCAGGGCGAACGGAACGACCAGUUGGGAGAAGAGGUUCGACAGCUGCGAGGAGCGAAGGAGGAAUUGCUCUGUGACCUCAAGAACCUCCAGGAGAAAUACAGACGCCUGGAGGAGGAAAACUGUAAACUGCAGAAACAGCUGUCGACCUUCAGGGAAUGGCAAAAUCAGGUCUGCGCUGACCUCACGAAGGCGGGUCAAAUCUAA